Molecule: messenger RNA, 1588 nt
Organism: Megalops cyprinoides (Indo-Pacific tarpon)
Lineage: Eukaryota; Metazoa; Chordata; Actinopteri; Elopiformes; Megalopidae
Gene: dnajc15
Product: DnaJ (Hsp40) homolog, subfamily C, member 15
Exons: 6
Coding region: 16-462 (148 amino acids)
Biological process (GO): protein import into mitochondrial matrix
Cellular component (GO): PAM complex, Tim23 associated import motor
Molecular function (GO): ATPase activator activity
Source: RefSeq, a predicted model, not a curated record
GAGCCGGUGGAAAGUAUGGCUAGCAGUAACGUAGCAGGGGAAAGUGACUUAUUAAGAUAUGCUGAAUACACUCCCAAAACGAGUAUUCGGAGUGAAACAGACAUUGAUAAACGAUUUGGCGGGACAUUGAUAGCUGUUGGACUUGGUGUUGCUGCUGCUGGUUUUGCAGGGCGCUAUGCAUUCCAGCUAUGGAAGCCUCUAGGACAAAUCAUCACAGAAACAGCAAAGAAAAUGCCUACCUCGGCUUUUUCUGCAUAUUACAAAGGGGGGUUUGAGCAGAAGAUGACGAAACGGGAAGCCAGUCUCAUACUGGGGAUCAGCCCAACCAGCACCAAGGCAAAGGUACGAGAGGCCCACAGGAGGAUCAUGGUCUUAAAUCAUCCAGAUAAAGGUGGCUCUCCCUAUUUGGCGGCGAAGAUCAACGAAGCGAAAGACCUGCUGGAUUCCAGCUCCCGGCGCUGAGCACUCCACUCACACCCUCUCACAUUCUUCCCUGUCCUUGUGCCCCCCCCCCCCCCCCACCCCAAUCCAUCACACAGACUGAGAAGGCUCUUUACUCCAUGCUCUCCUUGUAGUGAGAAUCACUUCUGCCCACAGCACUACCACCUGAGUUCCCCCUUACCUCGGCCAUGUUAGCACAUUCCCUGACCCUGCUGCAGUUCUGCCUUUAGCCACAAGGGGGACUCAUGACUGAAGAGGAUGCUCACAUGGCUGUGAGCUGGAAAAUGUUGAUACAAAUGUGUAUUGUACUGCCUGUAUUGUGUGUGUACUUGUAUUUAUCACGGUGCAUUGUCAUCAGAGGCAGUAACCAUUUAUCCCAGCGGUUUGAGCUACUGUGUACAUUUGUCACGUCACAGGGAAUACAGUGGUAGCUCUGAUAUGCAGUUUACCUCAUUCAUUUCUGUUACCACAAGAAUGCGAGAGCACAGGGAAAGGAAGCCUGGCUGCAGUGUUUGCAAAUACACCAUGCAUUGUAGUUUUUAAUCAUUUAACCUUGUGAAUAAAGCUUCUCGUAUAAUUGGACUUUAUGAAUCAUGUUUCAUUGGUUGUUUCAUAGGUCUGUAUUUUUAACUGUCCUUUUAUGUCCUGCCAGCAAAGUUGGAGAAAAGGAGAAUUAUGUCUUUGUCUUGUCCUGCUGUCACAGAAGGGACUUCUGGUCCAUGAUGUAGCUCUUCUUCUGUAAAUUCUGAUGAAACAUUUUAUUGUUGUCCUGACAAUGUCCCAAAACCCUGUUGAUUUCCAGGCCAGAGUUGUGCAGGCUCUUGGUUUUUCUAAAGCCAUAUCUCUCACUCGGUCAAUCGCGUAUCGAUUUUGACUUGCGUUAUAUGUUGUUUUUACUCUUCCCCAGAAUCCUGUUUAUGAAAAGAUCAAACGGCGACUGUCCAUUUUACUGAUGUCAUUGUCUCUGUUAUGCACUCUUGCAGCUCAUUCACGCAGUUAAUGACCACAUAAACAUCCACCUCAUAAAUGCUGCUAAAUCAGUACCCCACCACAGUUUCCAUUUCUCUGUAUUUUAUAAAUUUUACUGAACCUCCUUCUGUGUACAUUUUGUAAUUUGCUGACCCAGGAAGGAUUGCCUCAUAUUAAA